AUGAGUCUUUGUCCAAAUAUAGUGAAGCUUAACGCCAGGUAAGCAUACAUUCGAUCAAGAAAAGGUUCCCAUCUCUUAUUGACAACACAAUCUCUCUCCCUCUUCCCUGCACCAAGUCACUGUGAUAUUCCAUGGCAUGUAGAAGGAACUUUUAGGAGGCAGGGUGUAACAGCUCUCUUCAUUUCUCUCUUUUCCACUACAUGAUAUGUAAAAUUCUGCCAGCCUGGGUCUGUCCAUUUAAAGAUCAGGCCCACACACUGAGUGUACUUUUGCCUGGAAGGAAAGUGCCCUUCUCCUUAAACAGAUAGUCGCCUUUAACCUUGCAUAAACCACUACAUCACACUGGCUCUCCUACUGGCUAGUUGACUGCUGGGGUGGAGAGAUCUUUAGGGAGAUGGGGAAUUACCUAACAGUCUUGCCAAGACCAGGGAUUCUUGGUUUGCUUAAGAAGAAAACACAGGGAAUGCUUGAAGGGGGGGGCAGAGUUUGUGUUUGGCCCCUCACCUUCCACCAACAUCCACUGGCCAUACCCUCUGCUCAUUCUGAACGAUAUUGGGACAUUUCCACAUGGUUGAAAUUAGGGCUGUCAUUCAGUUUAAAGCAAUCCUGAUUGAUUUUAUCCAUUUUACUUACUUGAUAUAUUAUAGUGCAGUCAUUACCAUGUCUCCUCAGAAGUAACUCUCAUGGAAUUUGGUGGGGUUAAACUUCCAGAUGAGUUACGUUAGGACUGCAACAUUAAUUAAUCCUAGAAUCAUAUGUCACCAUAAAAGCAUGGGACUUGCCCUUGUUGAAGGGAACAGGGGCAGCAGCAGGCAUGAUCCCAAACUAUAUUCCAUGCAGACGUCCCACUCUGAUCCAAACUUUGCCCAGGGCUAGGAAAGGAAACAGCAGCUCUGGUUUUACAGUCUUUUCAGGCUCCUGUUCAGCAAGCAGAUUUUGGGUUUGUGGACAAUUAAACCAGGUGUAGCAUUAUGGAAAUCUCUCUCUCUCUCCUACCUUUAGUGUUCAUCACCAAGCUGCAAUCUUAACCCUCGUUGGCAAAGACAUUGCUGGCGGCGCUCAGCCCAGGUACGUCAUCAUAAACCUUGCUUGUAGCUUUUCUAGAGUGAGAAGGAUCACAAGCCCAAGUUCAGGUAGUCCAGUAAGCCAAGCCAAGGCUUUGCACAGAGCAAAGCAGGAAAAGGUCUGGAGGAAGGGCAAAGCCUUGAUUAUCUCUUCUCUUGCUCUCUCAUUUGCAAUAAACCAAGGUUUGGCUUAGCCACACUUGCAAACUUGGUCAGUUGUGCAUGUUCAUAUUGCUACUGCUAAACAGUUAUGUCCCAUCACAAACCUAUAUAUUUCCUUCCUUCCCCUUCCCUAUCCCCCUUUAGUAAUGCUUUCCCAUUUUGUCCUUGCUGCAGGAGUUCCUCAUUUAACACUGACCUGUCAAGCACAGGUGGACAUCUCUUGGCGGCAACAGCGAGGAAAAUAUGGUACGGUGACCUCAGUUACUUCUGCUUACAGUUUUUUUCUCUUAGUCGUAUAAUGGCUCACUGCAUGUUAACAUGGUUGCAAGGCAGGCUCUGGGGGUCUUAUAUCAGGGACACUGGCAGAGGGAUCCAGAAGCCUUUUUCCUCUGCCUCAGCAUGGUAGCUUUUCCUGACUUCAGCACCACCACUGAGGAUGGCCAGAAGGUGGUUUUGCAGUUCUCAGUUCAGUAGAGGCCAGGUGGUGCAAAGGGCCAUGGUGGUUUUACCUGGCCUCUUGGCUGUGAUCCAACUCCUCGGUAAUUCAGGCACAGAACACCUGAGACUGCCCAUCUCUGCCUGCUGGUCUGUUGGUAGGGAUGGAGAGAUCAGGUUAUUUCUGGGUCCAUGUCCAUAUUGCAUGUGUUCACUCGUAGGUCUGUUUCAUUUCUGCAUUAAUGUGCAUUUUUAAAAAAAUCAAUAUUAAAGUCCACGUUUCUUUUCUUUAUUUCUUUUAUUUAAAUAAUUUCAGUGCCACUUUACCUCUCCAAAUAAUUUUAAAGUUGUUUACAGCCUGUCUUAAUACAUCAGAACAUCUGUGGGAUUCUGUCCCCAGGCCUAGAGCCAACUUUGAACAUUAUUCAGCAUUUUAGUGUGAAAUUCUCCCAAUGAGCAUAUUUUUGUGUAUGGUUUUGACUUAUGCACACAUUUUUCCAAGCAGUUUCUCUUAAUGUAAUGCAUUUCGUAUGUUGCUUUUCACUAACUUAUUUGUUUCUAUGCACCCUUUCCUCCUAAUACCUGCAUUUUUGUAAACACUGGUCGGUUGGAGAGCUGCAUUGCAAAUUUUGGAUAAUUGUGAAUUUGGAAAGAAGGCUGUGUUUUGGUCUUUGUAGAGAUUUGGAAAGUGUGAAUUUGAUAGGUUUGGCUUUAAAUGGAAUCAUUUUUCACCCACAUCCCUAAGCAGGGCCAGUAGUUAAGGUGUGAUGGGAGCUGAUCUCUAACAACCUGUGGAGGGAAACCAAGUUAGGCUGGGAAUGUCCCCUGCCUGAAAUCCUGGAGAGCAGCUGCUGGUCAGUGUCAACAAUACUAAGCUGGAGGACCAAACACUCUGACUCUGAGUCUAGAGCUGCUUCCUGUGUCCCUGGUGAAAACACACCUGGUUUUAGAGCACCUGGAGAAUGAUUUGCCUUCUCUUCCAGCUUGACGGACAAUAAUUUUCAGGGUGGAGAUCUGAAGAACUUGUGCUUGGCCUUGAGGAGGUGCACUGGUGUAACUGAGUUAGAGUAAGUUCCUUUUUUAUUUUCAUACUUAUGCCUUGCACUGAAUAACCAGGCUUUGGUGAACGUUGACAUUCACACGCCAACACAAACAAUUCCAUGUAAAUGUCAUGAAUGUCUGAAAAGGGUGUACAGGCAUCCUACUUUUUGGGUUCAUUGAUGUUCCCCUUGCUGUGUAUCAUUCCGUCUUCCAUGAGGAAGAAUGGAAAUGAAAAUAAAUUGUACCUAAUAUAAUUAAUUCCGCCAGAAAAGCCAUAUCAUAAUGUAUAAAUACAAAGUGGAAAUGUAAUUUUGCCUUCCUUUCAAUUGUAGCUUGUCCAGUAAUUCUCUGGGCGACACAGGUGUCUUGAAGGUGGCUGAGCUCCUUCCUCAUCUGAACGCAUUACGUUCUUUAACGUAAGUAAAAGUCCAGGUUCUCUGUAUUUAAUUGACUGACAGGAGACAAACUGAUGCAAGAGGAAAAGGGCCUUUUUGGUGGCUGCCCCCAAACUGUGGAACUCCUUGAUCUGAUUUAUUAGAUUCAUAUAUUGCUUUAUACUAAAAGAAGUCUGAUAUCAAUUUCCAAUGUUUAUAAGAUUAUAAAAAUACUAAAUAGUAACAACUUAUAAAACAACACACAACUUCAGUACAAUAACACUUGUAAAAGGACAUUCAGUCAAGUCUAGAUUGAGUAACUGUAACCAUUCAAUCAAAGUUGCCCAUAUCUCUGGGAUAAUAAAGCCAUUAUUACCUGGUGCUGAAAUUAUAGUCCAGCUGGUGCCAAGGGUGUAUUCCUGGGGCGAGCGUCCCACAGAUGGGGAGAGCUUUUGUGGAGGAGUCCUCAGGAAGCUCAGCUGGCCCUCAUUCUUGCUAUUUUUCAGCAGAUGGUGAAGACUUUAAAAAAAUCCUGGUAGGCUUUUGUUCUGAGUACAUAAUGUUACUAUCUCAUGAUUCUGUCUCAUCUGCUGGGCCUGUCUGUUUUCUUUGACAUUUUAUAUUUGAUGGAGUGUAUUAUAUUACUGUAUUAAGGUUACUGACAUAAUGGUUGGUGGAGGCAGUGUGUGCCCAUAGAACUCCCUGCACAUAGAAACGAAGCAUUUCAAGGGGAGAAGGCAAGACUGUGAGCCUUCUCUCUGAACUGCUACUUUUCUCCCUGUGGGGUAUGGAGGACCUUUCAGUCGUGAGCAACCCAAACGUCCAUGUUGAAGUGGGAUGGCCCAAAUUAUUGCAACCUCAGUGAGAAUCAGGACUCCAGGGGUACUUGCAGGAUUUUCAUAAGGAUGGCAAUGGGAACUCUCCUACCAUUAGGUGAUAUCCCAGGUUUGCCACAGUCUGAAUAGCUCUAGAGCGCUGAGUACGAUUAAUUGGACAUCACUUGUUGUGAAUUGCAGGCAUAGGGGGAUUUUGAUUGGGGUUGUAGCCGGGGCAAAGUUAGUUAGUUAGUUUCUUGCAUUUAUAUCUCACCUUUUUCUCCAUGAAGCUCAAGGUGGCUUACAUGUUGCAUUUAUACUCACAACAGCCUUAUUGGGGAAAGCAAGAGCUUAUCAAAUAAAUCCCCACCUUUAUCCAAGCUACAGCUUAUGUAACAAAACCAACAGCACCCUGCUUUAACAAUCCCAAGAAAACGAGAAACCGUAGCUCAUUUUGGAAAUGCAUCCCUUAGAACAACCUUUCUUAACCUUUAAUGGGUCCCCAGAUGUUUUUGGACUAUGACUCCCAUCAUCCCUGCCGGUCUUAAUGGGCACAUGCCACCACCAAAUGAAUCUCCAUCCACUAACAGGAGUGCUUUUGUGGAGACUCAGUUAGCCUGGACCCAGGGGCCUUGUAACAACAUUUGGGGGUCGCAGAGUGACCUCCAAGGUCUCCCCACACAGUACUACCAACCUCUGAUCUGAGCACUUUAUAUAGCAGUUUUCUUCUGCUGCAGACUUGGGUCUCCUUCAUGCUUUCUAGGCUGGAUCAUAACAAUAUGUCUAUGGACGGGGCCUUUCGCUUGGUGCAAUGCUUCGCUGACUUGGAACAUAUGACGUCCAUGGUGCUAUGGUAGGUCCAGCAGCUGUUUCUCCUGCCAGAGCAGUCUGAAAAAUAAUAACAUUCCUGCAUUUGGUCACAGUUUUGCUCAUUUGACCCUCCUUUUUUUAAAAAAAGAAUAUUUUUAUUAAAUUUGUAGUAAAAAAUACAAAUGCAGAUAAGCAGAACAAGCAAGAACCAUAAGCAAUAACAACCACAGCAAUUGUAGGACUACCCCUCCCCUUGGUACCUGUUUUUCCUUCAUAUCUUCUCAAGAGCUUAUGAAAUCUCUCCAGUAACAUUAAAACAUUUAUAUAUCAUUUUAGGAAAAGGCACUAUCGGAUAUACCUAAUUGUUGACUAAAAUAAAAAAUGACUAUAUCUGUGGUACAAAACAGUAAAAUUGAAUCCCUCUUUAAAAAAGAAGACUACAAUAUAGGGGUUCCUAGGGAAAUAUUGUUUGCAAAGAUAUUGGGGGAAAGGUAACUUAUUAAAAACAACAGCAACUGUAUAUCUAAUUUACCAAGGUAUUCUAACGCAUGUGGUUAAAACAGAUUCAAUCAAAUUCAUGAAUUCCAAAUUGAUAUUCUAAUCUCUUUCUCAUUGCAGUUUGGGAAGCACCCAGAAAGUUCACUUAACAUUUGGGGAAAGAAUAAGGUAAAGGUAUUUCCUGUUGGUAUACUUUGGGGUGGAAGACCAUUGACCAGUGUGGUGCCGCAGGAUUCUGUCCUGGGCCUAACGCUGUCCACCAUCUUUAUAAAUAACCUGGAUGAAGGAAGGAAUAGAGGGGCUGCUCAUCACAUUUGCAGAUGACUCCAAACUGGGAAGGUUAGCUAACACCAUAGAAGAUGGAAUAAGGAUUCAAGAUGACCUUAACAGAUUGGAGAACUGGGGCAAAACUAACAAAAUGAAUUUCAGUUGGGACAAAUGAAAGGUUCUGCACUUAGGCAGGAAUAAUCAGGUAUACAAAUAUAGGAUUGGGGGGGGGGGCACAUGGCUUGGCAGCUAUACCUGUGAAAAUGAUCCAAAGGACUAAGCAGACUACGAACUUAAUGUGAGUCUACAGUGUGAUGCAGCAGCAAAAAAAGCUAAUGGUAUUCUAGGCUGCAUCAAUGAAAGCAUAGUGUCCUGAUCAAGGGAAGUGAUAGCACUGCUCUAUUUUGCUUUGGCCAGACCCCACUUGGAGUCCUGCAUUCAGUUCUGGGCACCACAAUUUAAGAAGGAUAUUGACAAGCUGGAACAUGGGCAGAGGAAGAUGACCAAGAUGAUAAAGUGUCUAUAAACCAAGCCUUAUGAGGAAAAGUUGAGGAAGCUGGGCAUGGUGUGUAGCCUGGUGAUAUGGGAGUUAUUUUUCAAAUAUCUGAAGGGCUGUCACAUGGAAGAUGGAGCAAGCUUGUUUUGUGCUCCCCCAGAGAGUAGGACCCCACCAAAUUAAUUCAAACUACAAGGAAUGAGAUUCCUAAUCAACAUUAGGAAGAACUUUCUGCGGGUAGAUUAUAUUCUACAAAAAACAGUGAUUGAAAAUGGAGCGAUGGAGAAGAAUGAAGGAUUCAUAAUGCACUGGUUUUUCACUCCAGAAAAAAAGGACCAGGGCGCUCAGAUUUCCAGUCUUCCCCAGGGUAGAAAUCCAAGUGAAGAAAAUAUUGGACGCAUAAUCUAAAUGUCCCUUCAAGUUGACUAACUUGGUAGAUUUUCUUUUCAGUCCCCAAAUGCUCCAUGUGACUGGUGAGCAUAGGAGGGAGCUGCUGGAUUCAGUACCUAACUCAAUCUAUGACCGUUGCUUUUGGUAAGGUGCUUCUCUCUGUGUGUGUCUGUGUGUCUCUCUCUCCCUGCCCCUGUGUUAGGAGUAAAGCAGCAAUGUAGUGUCUGCUUGAUGGUAAAGUGGAUUACUUCUAUUGCAUGCCAUGUUUGAGAGGUGAGAUACUCCAGGGGAUCCGAGUGCUUACCCUGGCUUCUGUUUCCUUGGAAUGAAGUAUUUUUAGGAUAUAGGGCUUUAUUUACAUAUAUACACAACCUGAGCAUUGGAUGGAGGGGCUCAAGGGUGCAAAUGAGCAUCCUUGCAAGGCAGCAGAUCAGAUCCCCAGAGAUCCCUUCUGCAGCAAUCAGCAUUUAGCCAGCUGCCUCCCCUUCUUCCUUCUCUAUUGCAAAACUGUUAACAUGGUGCACAUUAGCAGUAAAGGUGCCACCUCCCCCAAGCUCUACUGGAUAUCUCAUUUGGAAACACAGGGGGAGUCCCAGCUACAAGAAGACCAUCUCAUAACCACUGGUUCUCAUUGGUUCCCACUGGACUACUUGCCAGGAACCUGGCAAAGGAGUAGUCAGCUAGCGGCCAUAACAGGAUCUCCCAAAUGUUCUUUUAUACUUUCAAAAAUAUUGAUAUUUGUGUUCUGCUUUUUUCAAGAACAAAUGCUGAGCUCAAAGUGCCUCACAAUAAUCACAGUAGCAUUUAAAAACAACAACACAACACUGCAAUUACUGUAAUAUCAUUUAGAUGCAGUAGCAUCUAAAUAAAGCAAACAAACAAUAUUCCUUUUCUUCCAUUGUUGGAAUCCUUCACAGACUUACAGAAAAUACCUUUUUGUGUUUUUAACAAAAAUAAAAAAUCAUGCUUGGACUUCAGAAGUUAGCCUGGAUCUUAGUGAAAAUGAUAUUGUUUCAGCAUUUUUUUUUUAUUUUUACUUUAUUAUAAGUAUUUUAUAUUGCUUCAACAUUUUGUUACUACUACUAAUAACAACAACAAUAAUUAUUAAUUUGUUUCAACAUUCCCCCCCACAAAAUAUAAUUACAUUUUACUGAUGUUAUAGGUUCCUGAAUAAAGGACAUGCACAAUCCCUCAGUUUAACUCAUCUCUUUCUCCAAUAGACCCAUCAAAUAGAACUAAAGCUGUGCUAAACUUUGAUUUAAAUAUUCGAAGUGCUAAUCAGGCUCUGUGUUUCAGUCUCAAGGAAAGUAUGAUGGACCUAAAGGAUGUUGACCGAUUGUUUAAACGUCUAAGUACAUGUUCUGGACUGACCAAGAUCAAGUAAGUGAUCAAGGUCAAGUAGGCAUUGUGUGAAUGAACCAAUCUUAUUCAUUUAAAGCCUAUAGACCUGCUCAGUUUAUGUAGCCAGAUUAAUACAAUAAGAACACAAAACUAAAUUCCUAUUGGUAUCCAGUGUUUUAAUGCAUAAUCCUCCCAUAAUGCAAUUUGGGAAUAGGCUGCUCUUUGGUAGGAAAAAAUAAUGCAAGUGAAUAUAGAAUGAGCCUGCCUAAGUCCUCAGAUUUCCUGGAGAGGUCCUUCUCGCAGCUCUGUCAAUUCUAAGGCUCAUUUGGGAGGGACAUGAGGCAGGGCCUUCACAAAGGCUGCACCCAAAGUUUUGAAUUCCCUCCCUAGGGAAUUCCCUCCCCACCUAGCCCCUUUUAUGAAGCUAUUGGGCAUGGCUUUCCCCUAUCAUACUUGUUCAUAGUAGACUUCCUUCUUCCAACAAGUUUGUAGAACAUGUGGCGUAGUGGUUAGAGUGUUGGCAUAGGACCUGGGAGACCAGGGCUCAAGUCUCUACUCAGCCCAUGUAGCUGACUGAGUGACAUUUGGUCAGUUGUAGUCUCUCAGCCUGGUAUACCUCACAUGGUUGUUGUGAGGAUCAAAUGGAGAAGGGGAAAACCAUGUACUCCACAAUGCGUUAUGCAAAGGAAAGGUGGAUAUAAAUGUUUUGGUAAUAAUAAUGUUUUGAAUUUUCCACCCUGGCUGUGUAGCUUGUCUGGCAACUCGCUGAAUGAUCAAAGUGUUGAACGACUUCUGAAAUUCCUGCCCUACUUCAACAGUGUGGAGCUCUUAAGGUGAGUCUGGGAGCCUCUGCUGGAGAACUGCUACCAGUCAGAGUGGACAUUGUCGGGCUAGGUGGCCCAGCAGUCUCACUCAGCCCAAGGAAGCUUCACGUGCCAGAUCCCCAGGGGUGACCCAAAUAUGAUUAUUUCUGUUUCCCCCUCUCACAGUCCAAGGCUGCCAGAGGCAAAUAAACCCACAAACAUCUUUCCUAUUCCUUGGCAAUAAAAAUAAAAUCGGUAAUAAUAAAAAUACAUGAGAAGAUUCACAAUUCAUUGCUCUUUCAUGACACGCAAAUGCAGCUUGCUUCUGAGGAGGCCACUGCACUUUGUCAAAUGAUAGGGCCGGCCCUUCUGUCUUUUAAGAUGGUGGGUUAGGGGAAGGAUGUUAGGUAAAUAUCAUGAGGACCUGUGCCUUGGAAUGAGGGGUGGGGGAGAAUUGGGGCAAUGAGAAACUGAGGGAAACUGAAGUUGACAGAUUCACCCAUCCCUACUUGGUUGGGACUGAUGGGAAUUGUGGUCCAAUUGUAGUCCACUUGGAGGACACCACAUUGGUCAAGAUUGCCCAGGUUUGCUACAUUAUAUUCUCAAUACUGGGAAACACUUAAGUAUGGGCUGAUUCACUCAAACCAUUUUUACAUGGAAUUUUCCGUGGUCAACCCUAACAUGUUGACCCCCUUUUUUGGUACACUGUCUCGUUCAGUGAGUGUUCAGUUCUUUGAGAGAGAAUCACUGCAACUCAGCCAACAUUUGAAAAAUGCUUCUUGAAGAUGUUGAGAUGCCACCUUGGUGUGUCUUCCUGACACACUCACAAAACACACCAAGAAGUAAAUAUGUUUUUAAUUUGAAUUUGGUAUCAUGCAUGCUUUCAGAAUUAUAAGUCACUUUGAGACCUAUUUGUAGUAAGUAAUAAAUAAAUGUAACAAAUAGUAAUAGAAAUAAUGAAUUACUGACCUUGCUGAUUAACUGCCAUAUUUGCAAUGGCUCCAUAUGCACAGUUGAUCUAUUGACAGUUGGGAUCCACAGACUGAUUUUCAACUCAGCAUUUGGACAUUUCUGCUUCUUCCCACCUCUCUCCUACAGCAUCACAGAGAGCAAGUUUUCAUCACAUUGUGUUUGCUUGCUGGCCAACUCAGUUAACCAGUGUAAGAGAAUCUGCAGAGUGGAAGUCAGGUAGGUCAAGAAUCCAGGAAUAUCAGGACAUGGAGAACUUCUGACCUCCUCUCCCCUUCCAACUUGAUCUCCAAGAGUCAAAAGAACAGAGCCUUCACUCCUGCUGCAAUUCUAGGUGAAGAAGCUCCAUAAUAUUAAUCCUUAGAUCAGUGAAACCAUCCAUGGCUACCAGCCACAAUGGCUAUGUUCUGCCUCCAGUGUUGGCAGCAUCCUGCCUCUGAAUACUAGAGAGGAGAGCACUGCUGUCGUGCUCAGGUCCAGGCUUCCCAUACACAUCUCAUUGGCCACUGUGAGAACAAGAUGCUAAACUAGACAGGCCAUUGGCCUCCUCCAGCAGGACUCUUCUUAAGUUAUUAUGUUCUUAAUUCCAUCCCUUUAUUUCUACAGUUUUCCUUUUCAUUGCACCCAACAGCUGCAGAAAUUCAGUGGAGUUGACUAGAAUACACAAAACGGCAGAUGUUCUCCUGUGCUUUCUUUGGGAUGGGCAAUUGGAUGUGCAUCCUCCUUGUUUAUCACCCACCCCCGAAAGUGAAGUGGGUGGAAAUCAGAGAUGGGGGAGGCAGGGAUCUGGAAUAACCUUAACUUUAAUCCAAUCAGCCUCAGCCACAAUAGCCAGUCAUCUGGGAGGAUGUGGGUUGUAGUGCAAUAACGUCUGGUUGAAGGCUGCCUCAGUUCCUAGUCAAGGUAUUUCCUUGUGUGUUUAUAGAUCAAGUGAAAAUGCUUUUCUGCAUUUUGUGAAAAGUGAAGAAAGCCAAGAAAUAUGCUGCAGGUAUGUGCAAACCGAUAAUCCUUAUUUCAUGACAAUUUUGCUUCUUUCAAACAUGCUGAGUUUUCCCUCCUGGCCCUUUGGAAAUCCUCUUGGAUCGUUGGCUUUGAGCAUGUUGUUCUCAGUCCACCUAAAUAAAUUUAGAAAUGCUCAUGCUCUUGAAGGAUGGGAUAAACUUCACCAGCCUUUAUUGUUUUCCUUUUACAUUUCCAUCACAUCUUUCAUCAUUUUUAUUAUUAUUAUUAAUUUUUAAAAGACUAACCUCUAACUUUCUUACUUGUCUGCCCUCUAACAGACUAACUGAUUGUGGCAUUGGCAAGUGUGAGAUCGUAGAGCUGUGCCCCAUCUUUGAGAAGUGUGACCGUCUUGCAGAACUGGAGUAAGUGUCAUCUCCAUUGCGACUAUGAAUGCAUCAACCAUGAUGAGCCAGGAUCAUGCCACACCUUUGCUGGAGACUUUUGAACCAAGGUUGGGUGGCCAUCUGUCAGGAAUUCUUUAGCUGCGAUUCCUGUAUUGCAAGAGGUUGGACUAGUUAACCCUUGGGGUCCCUUCCAACUCUACAAUUCAAUGAUUCUAUUAUUUGGGCAUUGCUGGGACACUAACUUUGACUCACCAUAGAAAUGUAUAAUGGACUGUUGUGGUGGCUUCUGUAUACAAAUCCAGGAGAGCUCUGUCUGCUUAUUUCCUUUUCAGUCUUUCUGGAAACCAUAUUGGCAAUGAAGGACUAAGUUGCCUCUUAGAACAUUUGCCCAGGACCCACAUUCCCUGCCUGAUGAAGUAAGUAAGUGGGUGCAAGAGGGAUAGCUAUGGGAUUGGGGGUGGGAGGUGUCCUAAGCCCACUUCUGGCUCUUUAACUUGCACAUACACAAUAACAGCUACUGACAUUCUCAAAUCAUCCCAUAAAGUGCUUUCCAUCAUCUGGAACAAACUUUGAGCUAACAAUAAAUCCUGGGAAACACCUUCAAGAGAGAGCACAGUACUUGGAAAGCUUUGCGCUUGUUUUCCAUAGGUUUGUAUCUCUAAGGAACAUCCAGCCUGUGAGGUGAAGGGUUGCACUGUAACAUGUAGUCGCCUCCUAUGUUUCAGCCACACCCCAGUUUUCUGGUAUCCUAUCCCCGGUGGAACAUCAUUCCAAUGUUCAGGCUGUGAGUGCCGUUCCAUAUGCAGCCAAAAUGGCUGUGCCAUUUAGGGGGAGGUGUCUGCAGGCUUGAAGGAAUAACAAGGUUCUCAGAAGCAUAUGAAAUAUUUAAGGGGGAGCCCUAACCUGAGGGAACCCCCAAAACAACCUAAGGAGGAAUCAGUGUGUUCAAGAGCCUGGAACACUUACUGACUGUUUGCAAGGUGAAAAUAAGCAGCGUUUGUGUGUCAGUGAGGAAGGGGGUCUAAGUAUAUUAAAGACCCUCCAUCUUCCUGUCAAGAUUGAGUACCUGAAUGCCAUUAGGUUAAUGACUGGCACCCAGGAGUCACGGGACCAUUGCCUGAUCAGGGGUUAGGAUGGUGGAUAUAAUCCCAGAAAGGUUAUGGAAAGACCGUUUACAUUCUGCUACCUUGUCCCCCUUUCCUUCUGGUAUCCCUCUUGAUCUGCUUUACAAUGGACAAAGCAGCUUUUGCCUUGGGUGGGAGGUCCAGGCUGUUGAGCAGGUAUCUGACCAGUCUUAGGAAUGGAAUGGAAAAAACUGCACACACUGUUGUAGACCACACUGAAAAAUAAUCUGAAACAUUUUCCUCUUCCCCCUUCUGCAUAGAAUCAACCACAACGGGAUCUCACAAGAUGGCAUUCUCCAUCUCGCUCAUGUCUUUGCCACGUGCCAAAAUGUGGCUGAAGUUCAUGUGAGGUAUAAUUGCUUGUAAUUUCUCUUCCCCAAGCCCAACACAUACAGCUUGUGCCUUGGAACUAAACUGGAGUUGGAGUGUGUGUAUAUAUAUAUAUAUAUAAUUUCUUAUUUUUACCCCACCCAUCUGGCUGGGUUUCCCCAGCCACUCUGGGCAGCUUCCAAGAAAGAUUAAAAAUACAUUAAAAUGUCACACAUUAAAAACUUCCCUGAACAGAGCUGCCUUCAGAUGUCUUCUAAAUGUCAGGUUGUUGUUUAUCUCUUUGACAUCUGAUGGGAGGGCGUUCCACAGGGCGGGCGCCACUACCAAGAAGGCCCUCUGCCUGGUUCCCUGUAGCUUUGCUUCUCGCAGUGAGGGAACUGCCAGAAGGCCUUCGGCGCUGGACCUCAUAUAUAUGGUUGGGGGAUAACUUAAUACGAAAGGGUUUUUAAUGUGGAUUCAGAAAGGGCUGAACUUUCAGAUAUGGAGGCAAAGUUUACAAUUGCACCUAAUGGGAGCAUAGCAGAAAGCAUAAAGAAAUGGGUGGGAGAUAGAGGGAGUGGCUUGAUUGACUGCCGUGCAUGUGUGGAAUGAAGAGACUGGGCACUUUGAGGGCUGGGGCUCCUACCAUAAGCUCCUCCCUUCAAAGGCCACAUUCAUACCAUGCAUUUAAAGCAUUGUGAUACCGCCUAAAGCAAUCAUGGCUCACCUCAAAGAAUUAAGGGAGAUGUAGUUUGUGAAGGGUGCUGGGAUUUGCUAGGAGACCCCCAUUCCCUUCACAGGGCUACAAUUCCCAGUGUGGUUUAACGGCCAGUCCCUCUUCUCAGGGAACCCUGGGAAUUGUAGUUCUGUGAUGGGAAUCUGGGGGCCUCCUGAUAGCUCUCAGCACUCAUAACAGACUAUAGUUCCCAGAAUUCUUUUGGGGGAAGAAGCCAUGACUGUUUAAAGUGGUGCCAUAGUGUUUUAAAUGUAUUGUGUGACUGUGGCCUCACACCUUUCUCUAAUCAAAAGCAAUGGGUAGGCUUCAAAUGUGUUUUCUGAUAUGCAGUCUAAGGUACUAUUUUAUUCAGUCAGCUUUGCUAUCGAUAGUUGUCCCAGUGCACAUUUAUGUUGCAAAUGCCUCUGCUGUUCUGCAUGAACAUGGUUACAGUAAAUAGUAUCAGAGAUUAAAACAUCAGUCAUAAAAAACUUCCCUAAACAGGGCUGCCUUCAGAUGUCUUCUAAACGUCAGAUAGUUGUUUAUUUCUUUGACAUCUGAUGGGAGGAAAGACUCAAGAAAGACUGGCGUGGAAAGCUACUCAGAGGUAUUUCAGAAAGGGAAGUGUUGGAAUAAUAGAGAGGGGAGUAAGAUUGUUUCAAAAGGAUGUUGAAAUACCAGAGAGUAAACACUGGUGGAACAACGUUUAAAGUUGCCUCCCACCUGUUUUUGUUUUUCUAAAAAUGUGUGUCUUUCUCUUUGCAGUUUGUGCUCUGAGGCAACACUGCUGAUCACCCUAGUGAGAGAAGAUAAACCUCAAAAGAUCCUGAGGUAAUUAUUUGAACAUUAUUCUACUCCCCUUGCGAAAUGGAGCAAGACAGUCUUUACAGCAGGGGUGUGGAGAAUCUUUUUCAGCCCAAAGUCUACAUUCUAUGGAGAGCUUUUCAGGGGCCACAUGUCAGUGGCGGUCAGGGGCCAGAGGCAUGACUGAACUGCUAGCCUGCAGUGAAAAGUAAGUUAAUGAACUCCCGUAAGCCCAAAGCAUCCAUGGAAGAGGGAGCAUGCUGCUUCUCUGCGUGGUUUGCUUGUUUUGCCUUCCUUCCUACCAAUGAAGUUCUGCUUUGGUUGAGUAAUUGACUGUAUCCUUGCAUCAGAUGUGUUUCAAUAACCCAGUCACUUCUGAUGCAGACACACAGUGGAGGUUAACUCAGAUGAGGUUGCCUGUUGCCACCCUCUGUGAGUUGCUCCUCUCAGCUUUCUGCCUUACUAGCAGCAGUCGUGCUCAGAAAAGAAACAUGACUGACAGACAAACCAGCAAAAACAAGGGUGGGGGAGGCUUCUCUGAAGGCAGACCAUGCUAACUCUUACACACAUAAUAACAGAGCAUGAAUCCAAUUUUAUUUUUAUUUAUAAAUGCUUCCCUCACCUGUCAGGUGCACUGUGCUAUGAAGUAAAGAAUCUACCAUAGAAGGGAAAGGGCUAGCUAAUGCUAGAUAUAGAACCUGGAACUAAGGGUGGGAGGACCUGCCUAUUUUGGUUCUCUCUGUUUCUCAUUUUUCCAAUCUUAAAUUCAGUUCUUCAAAUUUAUGAAGCAAUCUGCAAAUUAUUAUUAUUAUUUUAAAUCAUGAAAAUUCUUCAGCAUUUAUGGGCAAUUUUUUCCUAAUACAGAGGUACUUCAAGUUACAAACGUCUCAGGUUAUAAACGCUUCAGGUUACAAACUCCGCUAACCUGGAAGAGUUACCUCGAGUUGAGAACUUUGCCCCAGGAUGAGAACGGAAAUCGUGUGCUGGCGGCGCAGCAGCAGCAAGAGGCCCCAUUAGCGAAAGCACGCCUCUAGUUAAGAACAGUUUCAGGUUAAGAACGGACCUCCGGAACGAAUUAAGUUUCUUACUAGAGGUUCCACUGUAAUCACCUUUUUGUAUGCAACUUCUCAAAGCAAUUUCUCCCAAUAAAGUUCAUAUCUGUAUAUUUCCACCAAUAUAUUCAUUUUUAUGCACACACCCCCCCCUGAUCUAUGCAUUUUUGCAAACAUUGUUUGAUUGGAGAAGUGCAUAGCAAAAUUAGGCCGAGUGCAAAUUUUCAAACAUGGCAGUGUUUUGCUUUUCACAUUGUUUUAGAAAGUGCAAAUUAGAUCAAUUUGCUUUUAACUGUGAGUUGGAUUUCUCCCCUUCCCAUGCCUAGGACCUUCUGUAUGCAAAGCAGAUACUCUUAGUGAGCUUUGGCCCUCCUUCCAAGUCAUCUAGAGGAUCUCUUUAGAAACAUUGUGUUUCUAAAGAUGGACUGCCUUUAGAAAUCACUGUAAGUUCUUGACCUACCCCAAAGGAGCUCACUUGACAUGAUUCCUCUUUUCUUCCAGCAUGAAGCAGUGCUGUUUCCAAGCAAAACAUCUGGCGGUGCUGUCCUCUUCUCUGGGCAAGUGCCUUGCUCUGAGCGACUUCACGUGAGUUUUGCUACUUCUGUCAUAAACACUAGUCCCAUUUUGAUUGACGUGAAACACUACUCUGGUUCCUUUAAGAACAGAGUUAUAAUAAGACACCCUCAAAAGAUUUGCUCUCUUUGCUCUUAGGUCAGCUAAUAAUGGCAUGAUGCUCAGCAGUGCAGAAGAUCUACUCAGAGCCUUAAGGAAAUCGGAGGGCAUGCUAAGAAUAGGGUAAGCAUUUCUUUUCUGUCAUCCAGUUGAAUUCAAUCUGUCAGAGAUUCCACUCUGCUUCUAGUCUUUUGCUUAGGGUGUAUCUAACAGUUACAUGGGGUGCACAGCCGCUGCAGCCCCUUGUCUCCCUAGUAACCUCUUGAAAACAUGAUCUAAGAUGUUGUAUUUGGAAGUUGCUCUUGCAAAUGUGGGUCAUAAAAACAUCAAAAAUGUCCUGCUACAUCCCAUAAUUCAGCCAACACAGGUUCUCCUCUGCAGAUCAGCAGACAUAGUCCAUUCUUCUGCAUGCAUUCUUAAAAGAAUUCCCAUUCAGGGGGAUUUGCUCCCAUGCAACUGUAAGGACACCAGAAGAACCUGCUGGAUCAGGCCAGGGGCCCAUCUGGUCCAGCAUCUUGUUCUCACAGUGACCAACCAGGAAGUCCAUGAGUGGAAGCCUGAGCGCAACAGCAUUCUGCCCACCUGGUAUUUAGAACCACUACUGCCUUUGGCAGGGAAGACGGAAUGUAGCUGUAGUGAUUGGUAGCCAUUGAUAGCUUUUUUUCCUUCCAUGAAUUUCUCUAAUGCACUUUUAAAGCCACCAAGCUGGUGGGUGUCAUUGCAUCUUGUGUUUCUCUGGGUCUUGGAGACCUAACUCAAAUCUUAGCUGGGGGCCAAAUUCCACCUUAUGGGUGAGGAUGAAGCACCCACCAAAACCCAAUAGCUUUUGCCUUUCUCCACAUUUAUUGUCACAUCUGUGACUAAACUUCCCAGUACUUACCUGGGAAUAAGAAUGGUCAGGCCAAUCUCUUUCCAGCCUUCAACGUUCACAUUAUUUUUGUAUGAAUAUUUCCCACAAAACACACACUUUUAUAUGCAUUUUAACCUAAUUAUGCCAUUUUAUAUGCACUGUUGUACAUUUUGGGGGCCAAGAACUAUAUUGCAAAAUUCAGAAAAUGGAAGGAAAGCUGUUUUGGGUCCAUUUAUUAGUCUGGGUAGUGCAAACCUAGUUGGUUUUGCUUCUAAAUGCAUAUAAAACAAAACCCUCUGGCAUCCCUGCUUGGGAAUAAGCCCCACCAAACUCAGCAGGAUUCACUUCUGAGUGAGUGUACAUAGAACUUUGCACUGUAUUUAAACAAAAAACAAGCAAACAAAACCAGGUGAGGCCUCACAUGGGCCAAUCUUCUAACAAAGCAACAUAUGUGUGUCCUUUGCAUUGCAGCAUCGAAGAGCCUUGGGUGAAAGAUGAAAGCAUCAUUAUCCUUCUGAAGCUGGCUGCAGAAGUCCAGGGAAACAUCACAGCCAUCACGUAAUUAGUUCCUCUGUGUGCCUGCCUUCUUGACUUGUUGUUUUAGGAAUAAAAUACAUGGUUGGCAGAAAAAGAUGGUGAACAAACCCUGUGAAAGCCUUAAAGGGAGAUCAUUUUCUCCCUAAGAACAUGUUUCUGUAUUUCAACAGAGCUGGCCAUGGAUUUCAGAGCAAAGUCUGGAUCAGGGAUGGGGGACGUGUGGCUCCCCAGAUCUGGUUGGACUCUUAACACCCAGCAUCCCUGAGCACUGACCAUGUUGACUGAGGCUGAUGACAGCUGUGGUCCAAAACAGGUUAGGCUGAGGUGGGGAACUUGUCGGCUGGGGCUGACGAGAGUCCAACAACAUCUGGAGGGUCCUCAGGCUCCCUGUUACUUUGCUAGGAGCAGCCACUGUGGCAUACGCUCCUCUGUGGUUGUGGUUGUGCUGGCUGGGCUCUAUAGUUCAAAACCUCUGGAGAUGCCGGGCUGUCCUAUGGGAAAUGAAUCCAGAUCAAAAGGCCACAAAGUGUGUUGAAAAGGUCUCCCUGGAGAAGAUGGAGCUGGGUCAUACCUCUUGUCUUACCUUUAGUCUUUGCCAGUGAUUACUGGAUUGCAGGGGGUUGGACUAGAUGGCCCAUGGAGCCCCAUCCAACUCUACAGUUCUAUGAUUCCUUGCAUUCAAGCCCACACAAUGCAAAGAUGUCAGAGGGAGGGGGAACCUAGGUAUCCAACGUUGGAGGUGGGUGAAAGGCCGCAUUCCACCUUCUCCACACAUUUCCACUUUCUUCUGCCGUACCCACAAGUAAAGCACGAAUAGCACUUUGUUCUUCAGUUUCUGUUGGGCAGCCUGUACGAGGCAGGGCAAACUUGUUUCAGCUUUCUUGAUUUUUCCUUCCAUUUUUGGCUAGGCUAAGGAGAGACCAGGCCCUCUUCGUAGUGGAACAGGAAUUUCCUCGUCAGGAGGAGAAAGUGGAGUCCGUGGUCAGCCGGUGAGGAAGUCAUUGUUCUUUGGCUGGUGUGAUGGUUGUCCAUUGUACUAUACCAUGAUCCCAGCGCUCAUGACAUAGUUAAACUUUCAUUCAUUCCAAUGCACUAAAGUGGCCAAAGGACUACAAAGAAACCCUACACGAGGGUGGCGGUGGUGGAAAUCAAUUUUCAGCUUAAUUUGAAAAUCAGGGGUCCUCCCGGUUUCCACGCCCUUUGUCCAUGCAUAGGCAACUUCUGCUUAAGCUGCCCUUCUGUGUUCUCUUUGUGUGUUAUGUGUGUGUGAGGUCUGCAGGUUGCAUCAGUGUGAACUGGAAGCCAAAGGAGUCUGCUUUCUACCCAAGCUCAUUGAGAAAUGUAGACAACUCUGGGCAUUAAAGUGAGUGUGUGGAGGGGAGGGGGUGUCUCUCCCACAGUGGGGUUUGUUUGCUUUUUGUUUUGAUCACAGAGAGCUGCUUGCUGUGCUGCUGGCUGCAGCCAGACUUGAAAUCACCAGACAUUGGAAGUCUCCAUGGGGUCUCUCUAGGGAUGGGUGGCAUGGGAGGGUGUGAGGCAUUGCCUUGCCUUAGCACUUAACCCCUCAUAGGAGAGCUUUAAAGGGGUGACAAUAUGAGACCAUUUUGAUGUUGGAUGGCUUCCCUUUAUAUGGCUUCCCACUUUAAAAAUAUUGUUCUACGUAGGCCCCCAAUGACACAUGCCUUUAUGUAACAAGGCUGCCUUAUUGAUAUAUAGCUUUCUGCUUUCCCCAGCGACUACUUGUGAAUGUAUCACACCUGUCCUUUUGUCAUUCCAGCUGGUCUCAGGUACAGUUCACUGAUGCUGAAGCAGAAACCAUCUCUGACACACUGCCACAUUUUCCAUCACUGAAGAAACUUGGGUAGGUGUGAAUCGCUGUGUGCUCUGGAUUGUGUAUCUGUUGUGUGUCUCUGAGUGGCACCUUCCAGGAUUUGAACCUCUCUAGCGUCACACUCAUCCCCUCUUUAUUGUGAAAUGGUUUCAUUUUCCAUGCUGGGCUUCUCAUACACACCUUUCUUCUGUGAUCCAGAAACGCUUGAAUACAGGUUUUUAGAGUUAAAUACCAGUAGUGUAAAUUUAUGCAAAGUCUCUCCAGCUUGGCAAUUUAAAACGGGUGGAGUUAUGUAUUAUUAUGACUUUAAAACUAUCAUGUAGGCACUAAAUAAUAUAUUUAAACAGAAACCUAUUUAUGAAAAAUGGUUCAGUGUCUCUAAGGGAGGGGAAUGACACAAGUCCAAAACGGUGGGUGUAAUUUACUAUGCACAUGCUAACCUUUGCAGCAUAUCUUAAAGUUUAGCAGAUUUAUCAGCACCCUCAUCAAACUACGUUUCCCAAUAUUCUUUUGGUGAAGCCAUGAUAGUUAAACUGAUAUAAAACUGGUUUAAUCCAGACUCAGAGAAUGAAUGAGUUUCUAACAGUAUAUAGGAGGGGGCUGGGAACUUACGACUCACAAGUGUGGGGGACAGAAAUCUGUUCAGUUUGUAUUUUAAUGUAAACCAGUCAAAAUUGUACUUCUUGAACCAUAAUGUGAACCAAAACACAGUUCUCCAAUUUGUGCAGGGGUUGCAUUCCUGGCACUUGCACGUGUCAACAGAGCAUGCAUAAGCCCACCCUGCCCCACCCCUGUUCCACCCUCUUCCAGGUCGAAAGCGACCCAUGCAUUGGCGGCCGCACGUCAGUUGGACAUGCACAAAAUGGUCACCGCCUGUACUCUGCAUUAAGAUUGAGUGUUUAUGUUUGUUUAUGCCAUGGCCUCUUGACAUUUUAUAGCCACAUGGUGACAUCUUACAUUUAUGUCUCAUUUGCCACCCUGUGGUUGCAAAUGACUGGGCCAGGUUACAUUCAGUGGACAGAAAGCUGCUGACUACCCUAAACCUGCAAUGGUUUUGAAUUUCCAGGUUAACCUGUUGCAGUUUCCUUCCCCCCGGAAUGGAGCACCUGGCUGAAGCAUUGCAUCAGUGCCACACGAUUGAAGACAUUGAGUAAGUUUGAUAUCCAGUAUGUGAGUGACUGUGAUGGGCAUCUCUUUUUACCCUUGGUUAAAAUAAAUCACAGGCCUUCUGAAAACUGUCUCUGGAAAGACGGGGGCAAAGGGGUCAACAAGCAGACUAACACACCCACACCCAUAAAAUGAAGGAACAAAAUCAGUUUUGGCUAACACCUUGGCAACCACGGAAAUCUUAACCUGAUACCAAAAAGAUGGCAAUGUCAGUGUCAGAUGCAUCUCCUUAAAGAGACCAUGCCAAAGUCAGGGCACCACCAUAGAAAAGGCCCUCCCCUUGGUGCCUACACUAACCUGCCCCUGCUUCUAAAGGGGCUUGGAGAAUGGCCUCUACAGUAAUCCUUGACACACUGGAAGACUGGUAUCUGGGCCCCAGGCUCUUAUUGCAUUACUUUGGGUUGCCAUUUCCUCUCCCUCCUGCACAGUUAGCUGCAAACUGAAUAUGUAACUCUGCUCCUUUCUAGCUUUUCCAAAAGUGAACUUGGCAUGGAUAUCGGUGCUCUGAUGAACGCUCUGGAGGGAAAACUUCACCUGAAGAGCAUAAAGUAAGUGGCCUUUCAGUUGGCCUUAGGUUAGGACUAGAAGUGAUGUGCAAUGCGAUCCUGUAUUCUCUGCGGAUCAGGAGCUCUCCCCAGACCCAGCCUCCUUCAGUAGUUUUGCAUAGCUGGAGUAGGUUCUUGAACUCUGGUUGAAGGAUAGAGAGGGGUGUGUGUAGAAACUAGCCUGUUCUACCAAGGUUUGCCUAUAGCUCAGCCCACCAGUUACACAUGGCUCUCAGAAGGCUGCCCAGGUGGGACUGUAUCCUUCAUUCUCCACUUCAUUGGGUAUCCUACUUGCAUGUGACGUUACAGUGUGGCAUAAUGCCGCGUGGAUAGAGAAAAGUUUUUCUCCCUCUCUUAUAACACCUGGGACUCAUGGACAUCCAAUGAAGCUGAAUAUUGGAAGAAUCAGGCCAGAUCAGGCCAGGUCUUCUUCACACAGUAGAGAGUUAAAUUAUGGAACUCACUCCCGCAGGAUGGCCACCAACCUUGAUGACUUUAAAAGAGGAUUAGACAAAUUCAGGGAGGAGUGGGCUGUCCAUAGCUACUAACCAUGAUGGCUAUACUCUGCCUGCAUGGUUGGAGGCAGUAAUGCUUCUGAAGAUCAGUUGCUGGGAUCCACAGGAAGGGAGAGUGCUCUUGUGCUCAAAUCCUGCUUUCCGGUUUCCCAGAGGCACCUGUUCUGCCACUGUGGAAUAUGUAGGCCAUUGGCCUGUUCCAGCAGACUCAUCUUAUAUUCUUAAUGUUCUUGGAGUAAAAGGUCCAGGCAUAAACUGGAAUAGAAGGCAAGUUCUGGACCUUGAACAAAGACCAGGGUGUAGAUUCAGGACCACAGACAGUGGUCCAGCAGGUGAGGCAGAAAAUCUCACUGCAGUGCUUUGGAGCAACUUUAUAGCCUGGGCCAGGUAGUCAAGAUGAAAGCUCUGCCCUCUGAGUGCUGCACCUGGCCAGUUAAAGAGCCAGUACUCCUUUUCUGCUGCCAUUGGAUUUUUCUUGGCAUUGAGGAUCCAAGGACUCCCUUGGGAAAAGCCACUCCUGGGCAAUAGGCUCUAAUUCCAAUUGAUUUGCAUGGAAAGGAAUGAAUGAUGGCUCUAUCUCCUCAUUGGGGAGGGCUGUGCACUGAAGGAUUCCUGGGCUGGGGCUGGCACCAUUCUCACAAAGUCAGUCCCUUUGUUGCCUGAGAUGACAAAGGUCGAGUUAGGAGCAUAUAUUAUUUUCCAACACUACUCCGUAUUUGGAUGAUGCUGAAACAGUAUGUGGCUUAUACAUGGAUCGGGUUCCUACUUGCGAGUUUCCAGGUUUGCCAGAUUUUUUUUAAUGAUCUAACUUCCUCCCAGGAUAGUUCCUGUGUUUCCAGCUGGGCUGCCCAAAUAGCAGAGCUGCUGCCAGAGGAGUUCAGAUAUGUCAUUUCUAGCACUUCCUAUUCCUAUACAAGACAUUUGCCACGAGUCCUGCAAGGUCUGCUCCUCUGGCCUCUUUCCACCUGGCCUAGGAGGGCUGGGGGUGGGACCCUGACUGACUGUAGCCACAAGAGCUGUUGCCAGAGGGUCCAGAAGCCACCUUAGAUGUGGGUCCUUGCAGGACCUGCUGCUCAGGAUGCCUAGAGACUCUUGGGCUGGGGUUUUGUUUAGGAGUUUAUAUUGCAGUCAAGAUUUAACUGUGGAUGUGCUUGGUUUUUGCUGCUGUUGGUAUUAUGCUUUUGCAUUUUUAUUAGGCAUUAUGUGGAGGUUCUUUUAUUGUAUGCUUAUUGAGAUGUUUUCAUUUCUUGUUUGUAACUUAUUGAGUUUUGUUAAGUUUUUGUAAUUAUGUAAGUUUUUUGAGCAUGGUUUGACUAUGCAAAGGUGGCAUACAAAUAAAUAAUUUGUAUCAUUUGUAUCAACAGGGACUAGCCACAAAGGCUAUGUUCCAUCUCCACAGUUGGAUGCAUUAUGCAAUAUCAGUUGCUGGGAACUUUAGGUGGGCAGAGUUCUGUUGCACUUCUGUGGGCCUUGCAGAGGCACCUGGCUGGCCACUGGGAGAACCAGAUGCUGGACUAGACGGGCCAUUGGGCUGAUUCAGAGGGCUGUUCUAAUGUUCUGACAAUGAUAUUCUUAUUUACCGCUUAGCCUUGGCUCUCUGAAUCUCAGUGAUGCAGAUAUCCUCAAUCUGACCUCCAGACUGUCUUCAAUGCCUCUCCUGAAAAGACUUAUGUAAGUAUGGCUAUGAGUAGAGGUUCGAUGCAACAACAAAAUAUAUUUAUUUUGUCACUGUUCAGACCUGCCAGUUUCAGUGGCUGGCAAUAUGCAAGAGAACUUUAAUUUGCCCAGACCAAGGAAUCAGGUAGCUUCUUACCUGCAGCUGGAGCAAGUGCUGGGCCAGAAUCCAUCAUCCAAUUUUUCAAAAGUUUUCUUCCCCUGUGAAAGGGGCUUCUGUUUACUGAUCUCAUUCUUAGGUUGCUUUAGAAUUUAUUUAGAUUAAAAAAUAAUAAUUUUGGAAGGCAUGGGGUUGGGCUAAGGAAUGAACACAGAAGAAAUUGAUGUGGAUAGGACAUUGAUGUGCACCCGUCCAUUCCUGCUGUGAAGGCCACUGUUACGCAGCAUGAAACAAGUGUUCUGAGAAGCUUUUGCCUUUUGGGACCAUUCAGAAUAAUUGACUCAUGUUUCAUAUUUUAUGACUGUUUUCCAGUUUGAAUAAAAACCAUCUUGGUGGUGAGUCCUGUUCACACCUUGCACAAGUUUUGAAGAAUGCCAUUCACAUGGAAAAAAUUGAGUAAGUUCAUGUUUUCCGCUCAUGUCUGCCACUUUAACACAUCUCCUCCCAACAUCCAGCUUCAUUGUCAGAAUUAAUAACCAAAGGAGAACAUGUCUUAAUUAAUUUUUUCUCUUUUUUCCAAAGCAGUGGGUGGCAGAGGGGCACUGGGAUUACCUAGGCAGCUGCUAAGAGGCAAGGGGGUGGCAGUGGGGCACUGGAGGGGCAAGUGACUAUCAGAUGUUGAAAAGCAGGUAUCACUAGAUCACGUUACUCAGUUUUGUUGCACUAAUUAAACUAAAUAGAUUUAAUUGGGUUUUGAAACAGUGAAAUGUUCUCUGAAGCUUGACAUUCAUGAGCCAGAACACAAUGUCAUGAACACGGUGGAUGUUUUCUUUAAUCUUAUGAGUUGUCGGGUUUCUUUCAAAGUUUGAGCCACAACAAGAUUGAAGAUGCUGGCAUAAAAGAAAUCGCUAUGGCCAUUCCAGAAAUGCAGAGCGUGAAGCAAAUCGAGUGAGUUUCUUGUGUCUGUAUCAACCCAGUGAGGGACUACAGAUUGUAGUCUGGGCGGAGGAGGAAUUCCUGGUCCUCUGCCCAUCCCACCAAAUCCAGCUAUCACAGAUUAGCUACCGUUCUGUGAUAUGAAGCAGCUUCCUCUGUUGUUGUUCCUCUUUCAGCCUCUCUAGCAACAGCAUUGGCUCUGCCGGUGGACAGUGUUUCGUGGAGGCUCUGAAGCACAGCGAGAACCUGGAGGUGCUCAAGUAAGCUCAGACCUUCUCCUGGGGAUUUCAUCAAUUCCCUUUCAAAAUAACUAGGUUCCUCCGAAAAGCAUUUCCCCAGGCUGUUCAUUAUGGGGGGCUGGCUGUUGAAGAAUCCAUGUCCACACCCAUGAAUAUUCUGUGAAAUGGUGCGCUCCUUUCUCCUACGAAUGCAGCUGGUGCCAGCUCCAGGUUUGUGGGUUGGAUUUGGGCAAGGAGCCUUCAGUGGGUUCCCUCCUCCUCCUCCCACCCAUCCCCAGCUCAUGUGUGCUGUCCUCCUCUGGGCCGGAGUGCCUGAACCCCAGCGAUGGUGCACAGAAGAGCUUGCAGGACCAGAAACCGCACUAUCAAAAUGUUUCCUCGGGCUGAUAAUCCUCAAUUUGAUAAUCUGAUAAUGCUGAUAUUCUUUAAUUGGAUUUGGGGGUUUUUUUUAACCCAUGUGCAACUGUUACUCACGCUACGUGGCUAUUUUAUAGUUCAGUUUCAGUUUUUCAACUUUUAAUUUUAAUAUAAUUGUUCAUUGUUAUCAUUGUUCUCUCUGUUUCAUAUACAUUAUACAACUAUUUUGUUUAAAAAAAAAAGAGUUCUCAAUAAUGUUUCACAUUGCACUUCUUUUCAGACUAUCUGGGAACAAUAUUGGAAACGAGACGCUGGAAAAACUGGCUCCGGUUCUGCCCAGCUUGCACUGCCUGAAGGUCCUUCAGUAAGUAUCCUGGUUCAGGAUGGACAGAUUGGUCCAGUUUUCACCUGUGUCAGAGUUUGGGGAGUUUUUUCCUGCCUUCCCUCAUUUGAUCUGCUCCAUCCAGGAUGUUCUCCACACUCAUCAUUCAGCAAAUGUACAACCUGUGGGCCUGUGUACACAAAUAGUUGAGCUGUACAAAUCAACGUGUGUUCACCCUUUUCACACAAACGCUAGGCAAGGGCCUUCCCCACUUAACCAUCCUCUUCUUUCCUCAGCCUGGCAUCCUGUGGCUUUGACUCGGAGGGAGUGGUUUGUUUGGCCAGAGUCCUCUUCCAUUGUCCACAAAUAGAGGAAAUCAGGUGAGUGCAUCUCGUAGGGAAAUGAAAAUAGGAAGGAAAAACUAGUAACAUAUGGGCUCUUGACAUAGAAUCAUAGAACUGUAGAAUUGGAAGGGAUUCCCAAGAAUCAUCUAGUCCAACCCCUGUGCAAUGCAGGACUCAUAGCUAAAGGAUCCCUGACAGAUGGCUGUCCAACAUCUGUUUUAAAAACUUCCAACGAUGGAGAGCCCACUAUCUUCCAAGGGAGUCCAUUCCACUGUCAAACAGCUCUUACCAUCAGAAAACAUUUCCUAAUUUUUGGUUGGGAUCUCCUUCUUUGUCGUUUGAAUCCAUUGGUUCGGAUCCUGCCCUCCAGAGCAGCAGAAAACAAGCUUGCUUUGUCUCCCAUGUGACAUGUUUUGGAAGUCAUCUGCCAGUCAAAAAGCAAUUGUGAAUGUUAUCCUCCAAGUAUUAUGUUCUUAAAACAAGCAGCAUGAUUUUAAAAUAAAAAUAAUAAGAUAGUUCAAUCUGGUCACCUGUCCUGUUUUUUACCUUGCAGUUUGUCCGAAAACAGCAUUGGGCACAAGGGUGCCAUGGCACUCGCAGAACACCUGCCACAGCCCUCCUCACAACUCAGGAAGAUUGAGUAGGUCCACACCUGUUUUCAUUUGGCUUAAAUCUAACUAAGCUAUCGGCAUUGUGUUUGUGUGUGUGUGUGUGUAAGCUUUUUGUACACUGUAGUUUUGUGGGUCUUUGGCUGAAAAGCAACAGAUAAAUAAAUAGCACCAUAGUGAAGGAAGCUGACUUUAUAUCAGGUUAGGCCAUUUAUCCAUCUAGCCAAGUAGUAUAUAUUCUAAGAAGCCAAGCCUUUUAAUUGGAGAUCCUGCCAGGGAUUGAACCAGAGACCAGGGAUUGAACCAGAGUGCCCCGUUUCCUAUUCAGGUUUCAAAUCCAUCUUUAAUAUGUCCUGUUUUUUCUUUCUUUCUAAAUCUUUAUUGACAUUUGUUGCCGAGUAUACAAAAAAUAAAAUAUAAAAACCAAUCAGAACACUCAUAGUCCACCAAGCCAAAUCAAAAUGGAGACUGGGCGUCACCCCACAAACUCUGGCAUUACAACAAAAGGAAGAGAGUUGGACAUCAUUUUAGAGACUCAAAAUAAAAAUUAGUAGCACCGUCGAAGUUUAAUGUGCUGUUUUUGCCUUGGUGUUUAUAGUUUUCAGGCCAGCAACCAACAAUGCUGGGGAUCGUAUCCAGCCGUAUAGAUUUCUGAGAGGCAGGUGGAUCACAAAGUUUAUGAGACGGCACCAUCAAAUUUACUUUUCAGUUUGAAUCCCCUCAAACGUCUGGUGUCCCCCCACCCCGGUUAACUUUCAGCCAAACUUUGGUCCACCUGCCUUUGAAAGAAGCUGCCCUGUUUAUGAAUACAAAGUUGUGUUCAGUGUGAACUGAGGAGCAAAGCUGAUCUGUUUUAAAAUAAUAAGGAAGGGUGGACCCUAAGAGAAGUUUUCCCCUCUCACAAAUCUGCUCUUUUGAGCAUUUCACCUGGGAAAGCCACAACUCUAAAAUUAGUGUGGGAACUGGUUUCCAUUUUGCAAUGUGUUCUUUCUAGACUGAAGGUCUGCGGCCUCAUCGACUGCACUUCUAAGAGUCUCAUCCUUGGUGUCAGCCAGUGCCCCCUUCUGGAAGAGAUUAUGUGAGUACUAGGGGCUGCUGCCCCUGCUUCCUCCACUUACAAGCCACACCUGCCCUCCAAUCCCUUUGCCAGCCCUCUUUCCCCCACACCUGGCCAAGCCCUUCUCCCUUUGCACCUCACCCUGUUUGCCUAUCCCCUCCCAGGUUGUCCCAAGCUCCUCUUCAUCCCUUGCAGCUUGCCACAACCACCCCCUUUUUAAAAGAGGGGGGAGGUGCUUCAGAUAAUGGUUUUCUGAAGUGUCUCCCCCUUUGUUAAAUCUCCCUGCAACCACAUUAAAAAGAUAUUUAGCGUCUCCCCCCUCCCAUCUCAGCCCACGUGGGCCAUCUGCCACAGUGUCGUUAUACUGGAGUUGUUGUGCCCACCUAUCUACAACCAUGCAAACUGCAGUGUGACAACAGCCUUACCUUUUUUUGUAUAUGGAAAGAUAAACAGACUUGUGGCUAUGGCUCGUGGCCCAGAGCUAAUCUGCCCAUUGCUGACAUGGAUGCUCCUUUCCAUGUUCAGUAGUAUCUAGAUCAGGCGUGAAGAACCCCAGGCCAUGCCUGAAUUAAACCCAAACAGAUCCACCUCCGGAGGACUUCAUUCACUGCUUCUCUUUGUGCCCCCUAAUUGCCUAAUUGAUAUUCACCAGGAAUAUCACAAAGAAAACAUUUGUUUGACACAGUCUUGCCAAAACAAUCAGAGAACGUAUUAAACAAAGGCGCUUGAUUCAGGCCUUGUCUAGAGAAGAAAAUAUUCAACCAAAUGAUUAAAAUUACAUGUUUCAAUUUAAAAAUGCAUCAGAAAUUGAUAUGAGGCACGGGCAGAGCAGUGGCUCGUGCAGAGACAAACAGGCAGCUACCUCUGUGGGUAGAUUAUUCUCCUGUGCUUUGGGAGUGGUAGAAUGAUCUGGCCACACCCAAUUCAGACACAUGGCGGAAUGACCCACUUCUAGCAGGAGCUGACUAAAAUAAGGCAAAGAUCAGAGCAGUAAAUCAUGCAGAGAAGCAGCAGGCAACUCUGUGAUUCAGUGAACUCACGGAGAGCCUGUGUUUACUUUAUUUCUCUUGCAGUGUGCUCAUGUGCUGCUGCUGCAUCUUCAAUGUGCUUGAUCUUCAGGUCCCCACUGACUCAAACACCUAUUGAAUUCAUGCCUAGUUGGGUUUUCAGCCGUUAAUCAUUUUCCUCAUCUUUAGCCUGUCCUGGAACAAACUUGGUGAUGAAAGUGCUUUGGAGCUGGCCAGGGUUCUCCCUCGGAUGGCAAAGUUGAAAGUACUGGAGUGAGUACAAGGAAACAUCAACCCAGAGUCCUUCACCAAAAACCAAUUAGAGCCUAGCUGAGCUUUCUUUCUUUUGUGGGGGGGAUGUUGAUAGUGGGAUGAAAGCUUAGGAGGAGAGAUUUUCCCAGGGGGCAGGAAGAAAAUAUUGGGUGUGGCAGUGUUCUCCAGGAGAGCAGCAGUAUUCUUUUUUCAUUCUCUUGAAAGUUUUUUCUUUAACUCAGUUUUCUUUAACUCAGUUCUUCAACUCUCACCUGCCAGAGGCAGAACAGCACGUGCAAGAAAUCUUUUAGCAUGACAGUAAAUAAUCUCAGGAACUCCCUGCCCCUUGAUAGUUUGUUGGAUAGUUUUUGACAUCUGCUGGAAAUGUUUUUGUAUGUGCAGGUCUAUCCAGAUGUGUACUUUUAUUAUGUGCAUUUGUUUUUAAAAUUCAUGGAUUUUAUCUACAUUCUGAUCAUUUUUAUUGUCUGCUGUUUAAAAUAUUUUUUACUGUUUUUUAUUUUAAAAAAUCAAAUAUUUUCUCGAAAUCACUUAGAGAUUCUUUCACUUGAGCAGUAUAUAAAUAUUGCUAAAUAAGGAAAUAAAUGGUGCCCAUUCCUCCACCAGUCAAAGCACUUAGUCCCUAAGUGCAUUCCAUAUACUUUGGUACCUUAGGCACCCCUCAAAAAAAUACCCUUGUCCUCUUCCCUGGCAGUAAAAUACAACAAUAAUAAAUGAAACAACUCACACUUGGCUGCCUUUUCAUGGCACCCCAAAUCUACUUCCUGGUGCAGCUGCCUCACUCCGCCCUAUGAGAGUGACCUGCUGUUUUCCUGGUAAACUGAGAAUGAGCUUUAUUAACCACCAACCCCCAAAUUUGGGAUCCUCUCCAAACUGGUAUCAAAGUUUUGUACUCAUUUUGUGCCAUUUUGUACUGCAAACCCUCCAUUUUGUACCGCCCACCCCCACCCCCAAACUGAGUGAUCAAUACUUACAAAUCUAACAUGUUGGAUUUUGGGGUAUUACCAGGGUUCAUAGUUAACACUCAAAAAUCCAACAUUGUCAGAUUCAUAAAGCUCUGAGAAUGGGCACCUGGUUGACUCGAGUGCUGGACCAGAUGGACCUUUGGCCUGAUCCAGCUACAGGCCUCUUCCUAUGGAGGAGGAGGAAAGAGAAAGAGCACCCUUUUGGUCCUGAAAGAUGGGGAUGCGCCUUGAGGUAUAUACUUUGUAUAGGACAAUGGCUUGAAUGUUUUUUUCCAAGCCAAAUUGCUGGAGAUGGAGAGAGUGAGCGUGUGUGUGUGUAUAUAUAUGUGUGGGGUUCUGAGUGGGUGGCACACCCACUUUGACCACGCACACUUUGGUCUCGGCCAUCCCAGGAACUGGCCAAGAGUAAGGAUGGUGAACCUGUGGCGCUCAGGAUGUUGUUGGAUUCCAGCUCCCACCAUCCUGCCCACUGGGAAUGCUGACAGAGUCUAACAAUGUCUGGAGAGCCAAAGGUUCCCCAUAUCUGGCUAAGAAGGGAUACAGGCAUUGGGCCCAGAGGGGUUCCCCAUUCCUGCCCUUAAGCGGGAACUAAAUAAUUUCUGGCUUUUUUGUUCUGUUCAGGAGAGGCAGCGAUCAGUUUCGCAUACCGUAUUUUUCGCUCUAUUGGACGCAGUUUUUCCUCUCCAAAAAUUGAGGGAAAAUGUGUGUGCGUCCUAUAGAGCGAAUGCAGGCUUGUGCCAUAGCCACGCGCAACCCCUCCGGCAGGGAGAGGCUGCACGGGGCUAUGGCUUCUUUAGCCCUGCGCAGCGUCUCCCGGCAAGGAAAGGCUGCACGGGGCUAAAGGGGAAGCCAAAACAGCGAGCUGGAUGGAUCCCGCUCGCUGCCUUGCCUUCUUCCAUAGCUGCGCGCAACCCCUCGGGCAAGGAGAGGCUGCACGGGGCUAUGGAUUCUUUAGCCUCACGCAGCCUCUCCCAGGAGGUAGAGGCUGCACGGGGCUAAAGGGGAAGCCAAAACAGCGAGCGGGAUCCAUCCCACUCGCUGCCUUGCCUUCUUCCAUAGCUGCGCGCAACCCCUCCGGCAAGGAGAGGCUGCACGGGGCUAAAGGGGAAGCCAAAACAGCGAGCGGGAUCCAUCCCGCUCGCUGCCUUGCCUUCUUCCAUAGCUGCGCACAACCCCUCUGGCAGGGAGAGGUUGUGUGCAGCCUGUACGCUGCUCUUUGGGGCUGGGGGGGAAAAAUAUUUUUUUCCUUGAUUUCCCCCCCUAAAAACUGGGUGCGCCCUAUGGUCCGGUGCGCCCUAUGGUGCGAAAAAUACGGUAAUACUUAGCCUAGUUAUAUAUUUGCCUUUCUUUGGCUUCUUUUAAACAGUCUGGACAACAACUACAUCACUGCUUGUGGGGCCAGAAGGCUCACAAAGGCACUUGCACAGUGUCGAGGAAUCCAGAUAAUACGGUGAGUCCUCUGUGAAAGUUACAUCAGUUUCCUAACCACUAGGAGGUGCCGUGUUUAUUUAUAGUGAGCAAGACUAGUAGGCUCCCUGGAUUAACUACUUAAAGCUCAUAGUUGGACCUGGAGACCCACCUUUAGUCCAAACAGGAUUAUUACUAGUGCUAGUAUUGUUUUGAUUUAUUAUCCACCUUCACCCUAAGGUGUCAGGGCAGCUGGCAAUGAUUUAUCUCACUGGAAAGCUGCCGGAAAUUGGAGAAGUGUCCAACUUUUUAUUAAGUAACAUUUUUAUUUAACAGAAUUUAUCUACGGGUUAGGGAAAGACCUCUAAGCAGUUUACAACACUAAAAUAUUUGUUUAAAAUACACAUAAAAACAAACAUUAAAAAACCAACUACAUUUAAAAAAAAUAAGUGGAAAUGCUAAAAUUACAUGUUGGUAGGGCAGCUUGCUGAAACAAAAAAGCUUUUAUCAGGUGCCAACAGCAUUCCAGCAAAGGUUCCUGCCUCCUGUCAAUGGGCAGGGAGUUCCAUACUUUCUCUCUCUUUGUCUUUUCUAGUCUGUGGCACAAUCAGAUACCGAGCGAUGUUGAACAAAAGCUGAGGAAGGAAGAGCCACGGCUGCAUUUUGCCUUCUUUUGA
Messenger RNA from Podarcis lilfordi (Lilford's wall lizard), 30895 nucleotides. The record is from the annotation of a GenBank genome assembly. NCBI's taxonomy places the organism in Eukaryota, Metazoa, Chordata, Lepidosauria, Squamata, Lacertidae.